Molecule: messenger RNA, 9040 nt
Organism: Stegastes partitus (bicolor damselfish)
Lineage: Eukaryota; Metazoa; Chordata; Actinopteri; Pomacentridae
Gene: ahctf1
Product: AT hook containing transcription factor 1
Exons: 40
Coding region: 189-8003 (2604 amino acids)
Source: RefSeq, a predicted model, not a curated record
GAAGCCUGAAGUCAGAGGAGCCUUUCGCGCUUGUCAAUCAGUUGAAGCUACCAGAGGGCUAUCCGUAUGAGUAGUACUUUAACAAGGAGCGGAUUAUGACAGAGGAAGGAAGUAAUCGGGAGACUCGUCAAGAAAAACACAACAAUCGUGGCUCUGAUAAAGCCGUCGACAUCCUCGGACAGUGAACAAUGCAUGACCUGACUGCCCAAGUCACCAGCAGCCUGCUGCCUUUCUCUGGCGUGACCAUCGAUGCUCUGGGGGAGGAUGAGAUCACUCUGGACUCGGUCCUUCAUGGGAGGUUCACUGUUGGUCGCGGCGGCUUGGCCUGGCUCGCCUGUGGACCCCAUCUGGAGGUUGUCCAUGCAGUGACAGGAGAACGGCUGUCUGCGUACUGCUUCAACGGCGGUGGGGAGCAUCCACCCAGUGUUCUUGCUGCCAGAGACUUCAGCUGGCUAAAACGGUCUGGAUUGCUGGUUGGCUUAGAAGAAACAGAGGGCAGCGUGCUGUGUCUGUACGACUUGGGAUUGUCAAGGGUGGUCAAAGCUGUGGUUAUUCCAGGCAGGAUCACAGCUAUUGAGCCGUUGGUGAGCUAUGGUGGAGCCAGCACCUCCACACAGCACCUCCACCAGAGUUUGCGCUGGUUCUUUGGCAUCGCUGCCGUAGUAACAGAUCUUGGUCAUGUUCUGCUUGUGGACCUCUGUCUGGAUGAUCUGUCCUGCAGCCAAAGUGAACUCGAGGCUUCAGACCUGCAGGUGGUCACCAAAUCUCCUGCAGAGAUCCCCAGGCUCAGGGAGGUGAGCACCAGACAGGGCCGACAUCUUUGUCUCCAGCUGAAUGGACCCACUGGAGUUGGGGCCACAGCUCUGCAGUACAUCUCCAGGACCAACCAGCUGGCAGUGGGAUUUUCCGAUGGAUACUUACAGCUGUGGAACAUGAAGGCUCUGAAGAAGGAAUACCACUCACAGUUAGAGGGAGGCAGGGUGCCUGUGCAUGCCUUCACCUUCCAGGAACCAGAAAACGACCCCAGGAACUGCUGCUACCUCUGGGCUGUCCAGUCCUCUCAGGACCUUGAGGGAGAUACAGUCAGCCUCCACCUGCUUCAGCUGGCCUUCAGUGAAAGAAAGUGUCUAGCUUCUGGGAAGAUCCUCUAUGAGGGUCUCGAGUACUGUGAGGAACGUUACAGUCAGGAUUUAUGUGGCACAGCUUUCCCUCUCAGGGCCCAGACCACAAAUACCCGCCUGCUGAGUUGCCAGACCAUCGAGAAGUUCAGACACCAUCCUGACAGGGAUGACAGCAUGAAUGAAGUUGCAUCUCCAGACACCAGCCUGUCCAUCUUCAGCUGGCAAGUCAAGGCGUACGGUCAGGGAACUCCGUCUACCUACGUUGGGGUUUUUGACAUCAACCGUUGGUACCAUGCACAAAUGCCAGACUCAUUAAGAACGGGCGAGUCUUUGCAGAAUUGUCCUUACCUGGCAGUUUGGUCUCUGGAUCCAGUGGUGCAGAUGGUGUCUCCCCAUGUCCUCCUAGAUGUGGUGGUGCACGAGCGCAGCCUGAGCAGGGGCAUGCCCUUCACCUGCCCCCCACCAGAACAAUACUUCAACCCCACUACAUAUAACUUUGAUGCUACCUGCUUGCUCAACUCUGGAAUUGUACAUUUAACCUGUUCUGGGUAUCAGAAAGAGACUCUGAGUUUUUUGAAGAAAGCUGCUCCUUGUUCCAGUGACAUCAUCUCCACUAGUUACUCUCAUUGCCUUAUGUCCGGCCUCCUCUCAUCUCGUCUGGCUGACACCCAGGCAUCCAGCCUCUCUCAGGAGGAGCAGCUUGAUGCCAUCUUGUCAACAGCGUUGGAGACCAGUUCUUUGGGACUGAUCACUGGCUGUAUCAAGCAGUGGACAGCAGAAGAACAACCAGGAUCUGCACUAAACCUGCGCUACAUACUGGACUGGGCAUGGAACAAAGUAGUCCAGACCAAGGAGGAACUGGAUGGCAUCUGUGCACCGCUGUUUGACAGCUCAUCCAACUUCACAGACCCUCAGACCAUGCAGCUGCUACAGCACAGUCAGAGACUGCUCAGUAACCUCAGUGCCAUCUUCCACUGUUUGCUCAGUGAAGCCCAGGAGCUCACUCAAAAAGGUCUUGUAGGACUGAUGAACAAAAACGUGGUGUCCAGUUUGAUUUCCAAGUACGCUCAGGUGGUCCUGUGGUUCUGCCGUACCGGCCUACUCCCUGAGGGAUCAGAUGAAGAUGCUCUCCAGAUUUCUAGGCCUUUCUACACUCACUCAGUCAUCAGCAACUAUUACACUAUACGCAGAGAGGAGCUGACCAGGCUGGCCAAGGGCAAGUGGUGUGCAGACUGUCUGAUGAUUGACGGUUUGGUUGGCCAGUGUGGCGAACGCUUGACCAACCUGUGGAAAAGAGAUGAGGGCGGAACAGGGCAAUACCCACCACCUACACUGCAUGCUUUGCUCGACAUCUAUCUACUGGACAACAUUGACGAAGCUGCCAAACAUGCAAUUGUUAUUUACCUGCUGUUGGAUGUCAUGUACUCCUUCCCCAAUAAGGAUGGAGCGUCAGUGGAAUCUUUCCCCACAGCUUUCGCCAUCCCAAUCGGUCUGGUCAAACUAGUGCAAGGCCUCUGGCUCCUGGACCAUCACGACCAUCAGAGUUCCUUUGAGCUGCUCUUGCAUCCAGCUGCGUCUCAGUGUCACUUCGAGUGGCAGCAUGAGCGCGUCCUGCAGGCUCUGAUGUGUCAGGGCCAGCAGUCGGUGGCGCUACGAUACUUUCACGUUACCAAGCCCCCGAUUUCAUCCACGUCCCAGGCUAAGCUUUGCCUGUCUGUACUGCUGCACAACAGGUGUCUGAUCGAAGCGUGGUGCUUAUUACGGCAGCACUCUAAUCGUCUCAACAUGGGUGAGCUGCUGGGAUUCAUGUAUGAGAGCUGCCAGGAGCUGGGCCUCAUCAAGGAGCUGCUCAAACUGCCUCUUGGCCUCAAUGAACAGGAAUGCUUGGAGAAGUUUCUCCAGGGUACUGGGGGUCUCCAGAACAGAGAACUACUGAUGGUUCAUUACCUGCAGCAGGCCAACUACAUUCCCGCCCUGCAGCUCAACCACAGCCUCAAAAUGAACUUGGUGAAUGAGCGAGACCCGAAGCUUAAAGAACGAUCCAACACCAGGAAUUCCAUACUGGAUCAGUAUGGCAAAGUUUUGCCCAGAGUUCAGAGGAAACUGGCAAUGGAGAGAGCCAAGCCCUACCAACAUUCCUACACAGUCCACAGAGAAGUUUCUCGCCCGCAGCCGCUGUCCACUAUCACCAAGCGUUCUGCUAAUGACAAGGUGAUGUCCAGGGCUGGAUUUAUCAACAAUGUCCUGACCAAGAUUGAGGAGGUGUGGUUAGGCAAAGGCGCUACACCUCAGUCCUCCCCAUCCAAGAGUCCCAGGACAGCUGAUGCUCAGAGUCUCAGCCCCAGGCCUUCCUCUCUGGCCCUUCCUGAGCCCUUCCUAGGAACUCCUAUCAGCAUGACCUCCAAACGAAAGUCAAGGCUCAUGGACUUGGUGGUUCAUCCCUCCUGUCAGACCCCUCAGCCUCUUCUCAGCCCUGCCAGACCUCCCAGCUCCUGGGUUUCUCCAAAGAGCAUCAGCAAAGCACCUGAACUCAGUUUGCUGCAAACACCACAGGUUGUCAAGCGAGCUCGGGCUUUGGCUGCUUCUGGCCCUGUGUUCUCAGCCUUCACUCCCCAGUCCAUCCUGCGCAGCAGCCUGAGGCCGACACCCGUUGCCACGCCUUCAGCUUCUCCAGGACGCUCCAUCACCCCUCCACUCCGCAGCAAAGAGAGCCGGAUCACCUUCAUCGAAGAGGCAGAAUCCCCUGAAACGGAGAAGGGCAUCCGAUGGACUAAUGGGAUGGCAGCAGACAGUGAGAUUAGCCUGCUGACCAGAGGCAGCCUACUGUCCAAGGCUACACGUAAAUCCUGGUCCUCACAGCCUGCUGAGGAGGAAGAAGAUGGAGACGAGGAAGGAGAACAACCUCAUGUAAAGUUCUUACCUCCAGAAGGUGGUGUUCCCUCACCGCAGCUGAGAAACUCUGAGAGCGAAUCAUCUUCCAUCCAUGAAGUCGCUGUAGAAACAAAACCGUCAGAGGCAACGCAAGCACGACUUAGUCUGAGCUUUGACACCAGUCAGGUAUCUGUUCGGUCAACAGACACCACUCUGGAAUACUACGAUGCCCCUGUGUCACAGGACCAGCAAGGAGAGGAUGGAGCUACAAAGAAGAUUUAUGAGAUAGAGACAGUAGACGUUCAAGAGACUGAAGAGGAUAAACUAAUCACUGAGCAAACCCUCAUCACACCCGAGGACACUGAGAAGGAAGAAGAGGAGGUGGAGGACGGAGAGGAGGAGGUGGACGAGGAGACGUAUGAAGAUGUAAUGGAGACAGGUCUUGAACAGGCGUCUAGAAAUGAGGACGAGGAAGUUCAGUCUCCACAGGAGGAUGAAGAGGACAUUGAGUCAGAUAGCAAACAAGAUGAUGUUGCAACUCUUGACCAAGAGGAGACUUCUGCUCACGAUCAAGUCGGUAACCAGGUGACUGAGAGCUCCGACUCUGGUGCUGAAGUGGAAUCUCAGGAUCUUCCUGUGAAAACUGAAGCACAGGAUAUCCAAACAGAGCCCAGUGAAUUCCCAGAGUUGACUGAGCAAACUGAACCAUCUGGAGCUACUGAAACUGGAAAUGAACCAGCAGAGGAUGUGGAGCAGUCGACAGAUCUGACAGAGUUCGUUCAGCGACACCUGUUUGGUACCGAUUCGUCUCCUCCACUUACCCGUUCUGCAAUCCACAAUGCAUCACAGAUCCAGACUUCCAUCAACAGUGAGUCAUUAGAUGAGGCUGAAGAAAAGGAGCCGGCUGCUGCUGAAGCUCCCCCGGUGCUCACCACCCAAAAAUCUACAGCGUCUGUGACGUCCUCCGAGCCAACUGGCACCGACUCCCACUCUGUUGUGAGUGUCAACGAUAGUGAAGAGCUUUCUAGCCCUGCAUCUGAGGAAGAGGAGGAGGAGGAGGAUGAUGAUGAGGAGGAGGAGGAUGAAGAAGAGGAGGAGGAAGAAGAAGAAGAGGAUGAGGAGGAAGAAGAAGAGGACUCUGGUAGUGAGGUGGAGAUCAUUGAGGAGGUCCAGGGUAACGGGAGGUUGCCGCCCCUCCAGCCCAGUUCAGUUUUCAUGCAGGAGGAACACACACACUUCCUGCCAACGCUGUCAGAGCAGGAGGCUGCUGAGUUCUCUCUGAUCACACCCGGUGCAGACAUGAAGAUGGUAGAGGAGGACAUCGAGGGUGAGGUGGUGAUGGUGAGGCUCGGGGCGGAUGACGGAGGGAUGGAUCCAGAUGAAGCUGUAGAGCAAGGAUCAUCAUACAUGGAGCUCAAGCCUUCUACCACCCUCCUGGUACCCCUGGAGCUUGUCGAGGGACAACACGGUCUGGUCGAUAGCGCUGAGCUGGAUCUUCCUGAGCUCCAGCAAACCGUAGAGACCGAUGACCCGCAGUCUGAACCUCACUUCUCUCUGAUGCUACAUAUGGACGAGGACAGCGAUAGAGACGCAGGCUCGCUACCCGUUGAGAAUGAUCUGCCAUCCUCUGACCCUUCUGCUCACUCUCCAGUGGUGGAUGCUGUUGACGAGUUUUUGGUCAAACCUGAGAUUAUUCUUUUGGGCACAGAUGACCAGGAUGAUCUCCAGUCUGAAGAAGCCCCACAAGAAGACAAUGGCAAAGAGGUGGACAGCUUGGAUGGAAAUUAUAUUGAUGAACCACAGGAAUCAGAACUUGUGAAACUCAAAACUGACCUACAGACUGAUUACACUGCAGCAAAGCAGGACGGAGAUGAUGCUGAGGAGCAGAAGGAUGCAGAGUUGGUGCUGUUAGCUGAGGAUCAUGAAUCUGCUGCUUUUUCAGUCUCUGAAACAACUGCAGAGGAAGAACUCCCAAUGGCGGUGGAUGAAAAAGACUCUGUGGCAAAUACUCAACCUGCUGAUGAGGACAUGAUAGAGGAGGACAAACCAACACCUGCUGAGCAGCCGGAGGAGCCGGAGGAGCCGGAGGGGAAAGAGGAGAAAGAGCAGCCGCAGCAACCGCAGCAGCAGCAGAAGGAGGAGAAGGAGGAGCUGGAGGAGCCGGAGGAGCCGGAGGAGAACGGCCCUGUUAAUAUAGACACAGAUAUUUCCCCCGUCGCAGAGCCGGAGCCUGCUGUGGAGGAGCAGCUGGAGGACCUCCAACCAGCUGAAGAGGCAGAAAAGGAAGAAAGCAGCGAAGAAACUGAGACAGAGGAAGAACACAAGGUAAGGGUAAGACCAAGGAGAUAUAAGAAAGAUAAAGACACUCCAGUGAAGCAGGAUUUGAGCUCAAAUAGCCAGCCAGAAGAACAACCUGUACCAGAGACCCCCACCUCCCAGAGGAAGAAGGCUCCUUCCACCCCAACGCAGAGGACAACAAGAGGGAGGAGGACAGUUACGUUUAUCUCUCCCCUACCAGAGGAAGCAGAGGAGCCAGAGGAGGAUGUAGAUGUAAAGGAAACAAGCACUCUGCUCCCUGCAUCGCCCAGUCGUACGCUUAGAAAAGGUAAACUGGUCAAAGAAACCAAAGUCCACGCCAGCACACCUCGAAGAAGUACGCGCAAUUCUCAGCCGGACCCUCCUACAGAUGAGGCUGAAGAGGUGGAGGCCAUGGACAAUGAUACGUCAGUCGCAUCAACUUCCAAGGCCUCUUCUCCAGCCAGACGCUCCCAGAGGGGAGCAGCAACAAGGACCAGCCAGAGGACCCGAAGGGGGGCCGAGGAGGCGUCUGCAGAGGAUGAAAUCAAAGAGGAGGAAGACCAAGAGGAGGAGGUCUCGGAUAAAAAUAUUGGUCGACAAACAACCUCCAAGACUCCCACCCCGUCCAAACGCAGGACCACUCAAGUCAACACCCCGAGAAGGUCCAGCCGAAGGAUACUGAGUAGCAGUGAGGUGGUGACAACACAGCUUGAGAUCUUGAAAGAAGAGGAGAACGAGGUCUUCACCUCCCCUGUGAAACGCAGUCCCAGAAAGACAAAGACGGCACCAUCAGAGGUCCUGCCAGCUCAGCUGCAGGAGAAGAAGCAACUUUCCAGCCCUGGCAGGACAACUCGACUGUCCAACCGGAUUAACCUAAAUAUAUAUCCACAAGUCAAACUGGUUCCUGUGUCACUUCCUCAGAGCGUAAGGAAGAGCAGAGGAGAGACACUUACUGAAAACAGAAAAGAAGGCGAAGAUCUACUCGAGCCUGAACUUAGCAGAAAUGCUCGUCAGACCAACUCCCGUCGCCCAACUAGAAGCAAACUUUGGGACCACCCUGAGGAAGAUCUUCCACUGCUGGACUCACCGUUGGAGGUGGAUUCCGAAACCCCCGUCGCAGACGCCCUCAUCAAAAGACUGAAGGAUGAGGAGCAGAAGCAGGAGGGUGGAGAAGCUGUUACAAAGACGUUGAGAACCAGCAAGAGAAGCACCAGGGCAUCGGCAGAGGAGGCUCAGUCUCUGCCUCCUGAGAAAGACCUGGUCCCUGAACCUGGAGACGAUGAGUCUAGUCCAGGCGAGCAUUCAUUCAUCUACUCUCCCUCACGACGAAGAACAAGAGCCCGUAGAGAAGUGUCUCCGGCCCCCAGUGAAGAACCUGCAGCACCUGUAACUCGCAGCAGCAGAAGAAGAGUCAAAGAUGUUGCUCCUCCGGAUGAAAUUGCUUCAGAAGAAGAUCAUGUUGAAGUGGAGAAAGCGGCCGUCGGCGUUAAAACCAGAAAAACACGAGCAGCCAAAUCAAAACCUGUUCCGGAGCCGCUCCCCAUAGCAGAGGCAGACCUGCUCUCGCCUCUGCCCAGCCCGGCUGAUCCGCUGCCUCGACCACAGAGGAGGACUAAGGACAGAGAGGUGCCGACCACCAGCAGGAACCUUCGCCGCAAACGCGUAAUGGACACGGUUUUCACAAAGCCCGUCACCCGGAGGAAGAAACUGUAAGGAGGCGGAGGUGUUAACCAGUGAACCUCAAGACAGCCACCUGAAGAUCCGAACCGACUCAGUCACGAGCUGUCAAAUAUAAACGUAUGCCUAAUCUCACGAUGGUUCUGUUUCCUUAAAUGCCUCACAGCGCUGCGGUUUGUAUAUUGACUCCCCUGUAGGAAAAUAAAAUAGAAGCAGCGAAGGCAGAGAAGUAUAUUUUUGGGACAUAACGCACUGGUGGGUAGCAGUGUGAGAAAGAGGACUAUAUUUUUGGAGUUUACAUAUCCCUCUCGUACUAACAUGAUUUCACUUGAUAUCGUAUCUGUGGCCAUUUUGUGUUGGACAUUUCUUUGCGACGUUCCUCGGCCUGGCUCUCUGGGGCACAGAAUGGCACAAGGGAAAUCAAAGUGAGGUUUGUAGAAACGUCCGUUAAUAAAAACCAGAGAGACGAAACUGAACUCGCCUCUGAUCAAGAGGUUUUUAUUUACAUUCUCCUUUUAUUUUAAUUUUGGGUUUUUUGUUUUUUUGUUUUUUUUUUGUGUUGUUGUUUACUUUUAAAAUUUCAAGGCCUGCUGUUUUUUCUAUUUAAGAAGAAAAGCAAACCAAUCCAGUGGAGAUAUAUUUCUACUGCUAAAUUUGUAUAUAGUCUUUUGCUAUGUUCCAAAUAAAGUUAAUAAAUAAAUCCUAAAGAGUAAUGUUGAUUUUGACUUUUUAAGUGUCUCUCGGAUACAUUGGAUCAUCUAAUCAGACUGCCUAUGCCAUAGUCUUAAAAUUAAACUUGACUUUGGGGAGGAGGGGGGGAGGCUUGUGUGAAAGACAACACUGUUAUUAGCAGAUUUGGACUGUUGCUGUAUGUCAUGAAAAUGUUGUAUAUUGUGAAAGAAAAAGAACUUGCACAGCGGUUGUGUUAAACCUGAUUCGGGACGUGUUAAUAGGCUUGUUUAAUUAAAUUUAUGGCAACCACCAUCUGACACAAAGGUUAUUUUCUGAUGAAUGUAUGUAGAAUGUCUUAUUUUUGAUGACUGCUCUUUGAUAAAUAUGGCAAAGCUUGAAUA